AAACUCACAAGUCACAGCCACUAGCUCGUUAGAGAGAGUUUGUGUGUGUUUUGUGUGUCACCUCGGUGCAUACAAGAUGGAGGACCAAAAUGCUAGUGGUAAGUUGAGCAAGGGGCUUCGCAAGGUGAAGCCUUACCUUGCUAUAUUGUCCCUUCAAUUUGGCUACUCAGGGAUGUAUAUAAUCACUAUGGUUUCUUUCAAACAUGGCAUGAGCCAUUGGAUACUCUCAGUCUAUCGUCACGUGGUUGCCGCUGUUAUUAUAGUUCCUUUUGCCCUUGUCCUUGAAAGAAAAAUAAGGCCAAAGAUGACUCUUCCCAUCUUCCUCAGAAUAGUUGCGCUCGGUUUCCUUGAGCCAGUGCUAGAUCAGAACUUGUACAACAUGGGGAUGAAGAUGACCUCAACAACGUUUGCAUCCGCCACUGUUAAUGUCCUCCCAGCCAUUACUUUUAUAAUGGCACUCAUUUUCAGGUUAGAGACGGUCAACUUGAGAAAAUUUCACAGCCUAGCCAAGGUCAUUGGAACCGUUAUUACAGUUUCAGGAGCCAUGGUUAUGACUCUGUACAAGGGUCCUGCCUUCCAGAUCAUAAAGGGUGGAGGAGCAAUCAGCCACCAUAGCAACGCCAGUAGCAGCACCGAUUCCUCUGAGCAGCACUGGGCCGUCGGCACAGUAAUGCUCAUAUCAAGUUGUGCUAGUUGGGCUGGUUUCUUCAUUUUGCAAUCAUUCACUUUGAAGAAGUACCCAGCAGAGCUCUCGUUGACAGCUUGGAUUUGCGUGAUGGGUAUCAUCGAGGGUUCAAUCGCAUCCUUUAUAUUUGAAAGGGACAUGAGCUUGUGGGCCAUAGGCUGGGACUCGAGGCUUCUUGCUUGUGUUUAUUCUGGGGUGAUAUGCUCUGGAAUGGCAUACUAUGUACAAGGGGUGGUAACUAGAGAACGUGGACCAGUGUUUGUGACUUCUUUCAGCCCUUUAUGUAUGAUUAUCACCGCUGCAUUGGGUUCCCUUGUCUUAGCUGAGCAAGUUCAUUUGGGAAGUAUAUUUGGAGCAAUUCUCAUUGUGUGCGGACUUUACACCGUGGUGUGGGGCAAAAGCAAAGACCGUCAAAACACAACAGACAUAGGGAAAGGCGAAAGCCAAGAAUUGCCAAUAAAGGAUGGUACAAAGUCAGCAUCAGACAUUUUUGACGGCCUUGAGAUCAAUGUUUCUGCUGAGGUGUUGAAGAAAGGAGCAGGGAAAAAUGUUCCAUCAGUAACAAAAUCAUGAAGGUCCUUCAUGGAGGACUAGCAUUAUAAAUUUUCCUAAUAGCUUUGCUAGAUAGAGGUCAAGAAAGAUUUUGUGCAUGGUGAAAAUCUUUCCCAAUAGAUGCCUCGCUAGCUUCAUUUUCAAGUGCACCUUUCUUGUUUCCCUUUAACUUUUUUCCGUGUUUCUGAAAGUAUAAUGUGAAUCAAAUAAUAAUGAAAUAAUGCUUUUGACU
Molecule: messenger RNA, 1469 nt
Organism: Abrus precatorius (Indian licorice)
Lineage: Eukaryota; Viridiplantae; Streptophyta; Magnoliopsida; Fabales; Fabaceae
Product: WAT1-related protein At4g08300-like
Exons: 7
Coding region: 77-1258 (393 amino acids)
Cellular component (GO): plasma membrane
Molecular function (GO): transmembrane transporter activity
Source: RefSeq, a predicted model, not a curated record